Messenger RNA from Penicillium brevicompactum, 600 nucleotides. Its product is annotated as LURP-one-related/scramblase family protein. NCBI's taxonomy places the organism in Eukaryota, Fungi, Ascomycota, Eurotiomycetes, Eurotiales, Aspergillaceae. The coding region runs from base 1 to 600 and encodes 199 amino acids. The record is from RefSeq and is a predicted model, not a curated record. The transcript has 2 exons.
AUGUCCCAAACCGUGUCCCAAACCUAUCUAUCGCCAGUGUCUCAGCCCGUUGCAUUGUUCGAUGAUUUCAUCGCAAGAGACCCACAGCAGAUCAUUCUCAAGGAGAAGAUCUUCUCGCUCUCCGGAGAUAGUUUUGACAUCAAGGUUGCAGAUGGAACACCGCUGCUAAAUGUGAAUGGUAACCGAUUUUCGUUCACUGGUCGAAAGAAAGUCGAGGACAUGAAUGGAAAACAUCUAUUUGACAUUCGAAAGGAACAUAUGCACUUGCAUACUACCUAUCUUAUGGAAGACCCUGCUGGAAACAAGAUCUGUGAGGUCAGAAGCAGCCACAAAUUCAUCGGGUCAAAAGCCACUGCCGUCUUUUAUGAUCAUUAUAAUAAGGAAACAACCCUGAUAAUGGAAGGAAACUGGAGCGACCACACUGCGACUAUCAUCAAUGAAGAGACUGGACAGUCCGUGGCUCGUAUCUCCAGAAAACGUUUCAACCCUCGUCACAUCAUUUUUGGCCAGGAUACUUACAGGGUUACUGUAGCGCCCGGUGUUGAUAUGGCUCUAAUUGCUGGCUUGUGUAUAUGUUUUGAUGAGAAGAACAACGAUUAG